AUGGGAAACCGCAUCAAAUGCGGCACUGUCCACACGCUUGCGGCGAAAGAAGCAAUCCACGAGCCCCUGCUACCAAGCCAAGAACUCCCGGACAGGCAUUAUGGGAGCCAAGUGGUUGUCGUAGAAGUUUGGGGGAAAGGCAACAUGGUUUCCUUCCUACCAAUCGUGGCCGGCGGUCCAGGAAUAGACGAGGUAGCACAGAGCGGCCGGUGGUAUCUUCCACUGGAGAGCCCAGACCACACUCCGGAGAUUCAAACCAAGGAGCUGAAGUACGGCUGCUCGUCCAACAAGCCGUGGGCCGUGCGAUGGGUGGAUGUGCGGAAGCAGUAUCGCGUUGAGACCGAGUUUCUCCUACCGUAUACGGACUGGAAGAUGUGGGAGUGGGGAUCGACGGCGGCAGAUCUUGCAGCGCCGUUGUCUCUCGAGAACCGUUCGCUGGAGUUACUUCAGUUGUACUACAUGCUGGUUCCUGGAACCUUGGCUUGGCUUCCGACGAAAACUUCGAUUGCGCCGGACUCGGUUAUCUUCCGACAACAGACGAAACUGGACUUCUUCUAUCACCCGGUGUUGAUUGCGGAUUUUGAAGUGUCGACUGGAAUGGCAUCAUUCUACAUCAUUACGACCAUGGGAAACAAGACUGUCCAAGAGGUGAACUCACAGACGCAAACUGAUGGAUUCUUCAACCGCGUGUCAAGACAACAGUAUGUCCUGCUUCAAGACAAAAUCAAAUCCAAGGACCUAGGGUUUGAGGUCAUAACUCCAGGAGUAGGAAAAGGGAUGUACUCGGGACGAUUAACGAAGCAAAGCUUUGUGAAGUUGAUCACCAAGUAUUGCAUAGAGGGGAAGUACCUCAAACUCUUCCGCCCGGACGGUGAUAGUUCAAAGAAGAUAGUACUUGAUGCUGCGUCUUUGGAAAUUCUGAGAGUCCAAGCCGCCAAAGCACAAGAACACCCACUCGGAGUGAUAAUCAGUGGCGAGGGGCGCCCACUUCGGUGGAAGGACUUUGAAGAAGGAUUCGUCUGCUACUUGCCGCCCGUCUUGAGCGAACCGUCAGUCGUGCACGCACAGACCAAAGAGGACAGCAUCAACAUCUUCGGCCUGCCUUGCCUAGUAACGGGUACGGUCAAUGGGAUGGUGAAGAUCCACGUGAUUUGGAACAACGGCCAGGACCCCAUCACGCGGAUCAAUCGUCUUGGUGAGUAUGCCCCGGCAUGUAGCCUUGCCAUUGAUGGAUUUGGAGCCCAACCUCACGAUGAUGCGCCCAUACUCAAGCUCAGGCCGGGGUCUCCGCAAUUCCGUAGCCUUUGCUACGUGAAGGUCGACAAGGAAUACUGGGUUGAGUACACAAACCUUAAAGCUUGGAGCACGGAGCCUAUCCAUCUGGACGCUGGUGAGGUCGAGACCCUCCAAGAAUACCGAGUCCAGAAUCAGUUGUACGGUUCCGACAUGCUUCCGGAGACGAUGAAUGCGCUCCGAGGACAACAUCCCUACAUUCCUGGAUUGGCAAUUUCCAUGUCGUUUGAGGAAGAAGGGAACGUCCCGGAGACGGUCGAGCAUCCAGGAUGGGCAAUGCAGACUCGAACGGCCCAGCAAGGUAGCCUUCAACCACCGUGCCCGCAUGGUCUACAAGCGCACUCUCCGACCCCUUCGAUGCUCUCGGGGUCCACCCAGUAUGCUCCUUUGCCUCGACUAACGUCUGCAGCGCCACCCGCAGGCUCUCCGACGAAGCCAUCUUUACAUGCUCAUGAGCUGUCCAACAGCAUUGACGCAACCCUUACCGAUAGCACCAACGACGACAACGCGGGCGGCCGCCGAAUAUAUAUCGGCAACCUCAUCUACCAAGCAAAAGCAUCAGACGUCCAUGCUCUUUUCACCAAGAACGGCUUCACCGUCAAACGCAUACUGAUGGAUUGGGAUCACGCCGCUGGCCGCAACCCAUCGUUCUGCUUUGUAGAGCUACCGACCCCAGAGGAAGCCAAUCGCGCGAUUGCGACCCUCAAUGGUCGCAUGGUACUGGGUCGGCCGGUCAAGGCGGGGCCUUGUGUUCCGCGGAAGAUAUACCGACGGUCGGAUGUCCGUUUUGGAGGGGAUUUUAGGUAG
Mytilinidion resinicola is the source of this 2100-nucleotide messenger RNA. RefSeq lists its product as uncharacterized. NCBI's taxonomy places the organism in Eukaryota, Fungi, Ascomycota, Dothideomycetes, Mytilinidiales, Mytilinidiaceae. The transcript has a single exon. Gene Ontology annotation, molecular function: mRNA binding. The record is from RefSeq and is a predicted model, not a curated record. The coding region runs from base 1 to 2100 and encodes 699 amino acids. Gene Ontology annotation, cellular component: cytoplasm; nucleus; ribonucleoprotein complex.